GAAAAUGAAGCCUCCACCCACAUGUACUCUAUUGGUUUAUUAUUCAACAAAUACACAUUUUUUAGUAGUUCUCUCUACAACCAGAACACUAAUGGCUACCCCAAGAUUUUUGGUCUUCUUCUCUUUGCUUCUUCUUGCUUUCAACUUUCAGACCCACGUUCUGGCAGCCCGUGAAAUGGUGAUGGAGAAGGAUGGCAAAAUAAUGGGCCGGAGAUUAAUAGCUCGACAGCUGGAUAUCUCUUGGAGAGGAAAUUAUUCUCCUCCUCCUCCUAUUCAUCCUCCUCUACCUCCACCUCCACCUCCACCUUAUUGUCCUCGCUCUCGCUCUCGCUCUCGUUCUCGUCCUUGUCCUCCUCGCUAAUCUUGCAAAAUGUUGAAUGUUUGUGAAUUUUUUCUUUAAUUCCCUCUCUUUGGUGUGGUUGGCUUUGGAACGUUAAGGACCACUGAAAGUAAAUUGUAUGAACUUCUAAUUUAUUCUAAGGUUAUGACCUUCAAUGGUGUAGUGUGAUUUUGGUGGAGCUAGAGGGCAUAGGUGCCUUUGGAGUUAAUUAUAGAUAAUCCUUUGAUUAUGUUAAUU
Molecule: messenger RNA, 577 nt
Organism: Benincasa hispida (wax gourd)
Lineage: Eukaryota; Viridiplantae; Streptophyta; Magnoliopsida; Cucurbitales; Cucurbitaceae
Source: RefSeq, a predicted model, not a curated record